CACUAUCUUUCUCUCUCUCAUCAUGUUUGUGAUGUAGCUUGUAUGUUACAUACGUGUUGUUUUGUGGAGACUGAUGAUGUGAUGAUGAUGCGUCCACAGUCUGCUACCCAGCAUCAUCAGCAUCAUCAUGAAUGCUUCCAUCCUAUUGGCUGUCCUGAUGGGGACCUGCGCUCUGCUGUCAGCCUCCACAGCCAUCCCUCCAGGAGAGACUUGCCGGGGUCGUUGUGGUGAAUCUUUCAGACGAGGACAAGCGUGUGAGUGCGACCCAAACUGUACAAGCUUUGGAACCUGUUGCUACGACUACCAGAACCACUGUGCCCCUCCCAGAUCAGACAGGAAGUCGACAUCAGACAGGAAGUCCGAAGAGGAGAGGUGGAGCAGCAAGCCUCUCAACAGUGAGAGUGAGGAGGCCAGCCCAGACUCCAGCUCCCCCCUGUCUCCGUACCGGACUGUUCCCCGCCUCGAGGACCCUGGACUGUUCGCCCCCUACAAGGAGUCUCCCCUGACCGCUGACCUCUCCCCACUGACCCCUGACCUCCACCCCUUGAUGGACGGCUCCAGUGGCCCCGCAUCCUCAGCCCCCUCCACCAAUCCCGGCUCAGUGAUGAAAGGUCUCCCCACAGCUCCUGACGCCCCCCUGCCCAGCCAGGGAGGCCCCUCAGUGGGUAACAUCGGCCCUCAGAACCCCUCCUCCCCUCGAGGUCCUCUGAACAUACAGAUCACCCUUUCCUCCCCCCAGGCCCCCGGUUCCCCCGGCUCAAAACCAGCACCUGGCACCCUGAAGCAGUUAGCCCAGGCUCUCGCUGGUUCCUCCGGGUCCGAACUAGCACCUGGCACCCUGGAACAGCUAGCCCAAGCUCUGUCUGAUUCCUCCGGGUCCGAACUAGCACCCAGCACCCUGGAACAGCUAGCCCAGGCUCUCGCUGGUUCCAAAUUAGCACCCAGCAUCCUGGAACAGCUAGCCCAAGCCCUGGCUGGUUCCCCUGGGUCCGAAGUAGCGCCAAGCACCCUUGAACAGCUAGCCCAGGCUCUUGCCGGUUCAAAACCAGCACCUGGCACCCUUGAACAGCUAGCCCAGGCUCUCGCUGGUUCCAAAUUAGCACCCAGCAUCCUGGAACAGCUAGCCCAGGCUCUCGCUGGUUCUUCUGGGUCCAAACCAGAACCUGGCAACCUGGAACAGCUGGCCCAAGCUCUGGCUGGUUCCAAACCAGCACCCGGCACCCUUGAACAGCUAGCCCAGGCUCUCGCUGGUUCUUCUGGGUCCAAACCAGAACCUGGCACCCUGGAACAGCUGGCCCAAGCUCUGGCUGGUUCCAAACCAGCACCCGGCACCCUUGAACAGCUAGCCCAGGCUCUCGCUGGUUCUUCUGGGUCGAAACCAGAACCUGGCACCCUGGAACAGCUGGCCCAAGCUCUGGCUGGUUCCAAACCAGCACCCGGCACCCUUGAACAGCUAGCCCAGGCUCUCGCUGGUUCUUCUGGGUCGAAACCAGAACCUGGCACCCUGGAACAGCUGGCCCAAGCUCUGGCUGGUUCCAAACCAGCACCCGGCACCCUUGAACAGCUAGCCCAGGCUCUCGCUGGUUCUUCUGGGUCCAAACCAGAACCUGGCACCCUGGAACAGCUGGCCCAAGCUCUGGCUGGUUCCAAACCAGCACCCGGCACCCUUGAACAGCUAGCCCAGGCUCUUGGAGGGGCAGACUCCCAGGCUAGUGGACCUGGUAAGGGAUCAGAAAACAGUGAGAGGUGGUUCUGCCUGCUGCACACCUGGACGCAGUCUGGGGUGUGGUCAAGUACAGACAGACACAGCUGGCAACAUCCUAACGUGUGUGUGUGUUUUCCAGCUGCCAGCAGUCUUCCAGACCUGUGCAGUGAUCAGCCAAUCAACGGCCUCACUGUCCUCAAAAACGGUUCCAUCCUGGUUUUCAAGGGUGAGUUCUUCUGGCAGGUGGACCCCAGCACCAGAAAGGCGGGUCCAGCUCACAGCAUCUCUGACCACCUGGGGCUUCCUUCCCCCAUCGACACUGUGUUCACUCGCUGCAACUGCAAGAGCAAGUCCUACGUCAUCAAGGGGGAUCAGUACUGGAGGCUGGAUGAUGGGGUGGUCGAGCCAGGCUACCCCCAGCCUCUGUCCUCAGGCUUCUCAGGUCUGACAGGCAGCAUCACAGCUGCCCUGCCCGUCCCAGCCACCAGGAGGAGACCAGAGGCCGUCUACUUCUUCAAGAAGGGGGGUAAAAUGCAGAAGUUCUCCUUCCCCACAGGAAGUUCCUCCUGCAACAGGAAGUCCCUUGCCAGGGGCCGCACCACCCGGCAGGCGGAGGGUCGCCUUGGUCUGGAGAUCAACAUCCAGGUGUCUCUGAAGGGACUUCCUGCCCCCGUGACCUCUGCCCUCAGUCUGCCCAACCCCAGGAAGCCCGACGGAUACGACUACUUCCUCUUCGCUGGGCGUGAGCACAAUGACAGCUUCCUGUCUCCUGAUGACUUCCUGUCUCUUUCUGAAACGUUAGCUACCAAUUUGAGACCGAUUUUUUUAAACAAAUGUCAAUGCCUCGUCUCUCCCCCCCUCUCCCUCAGCUCUGUUCUUCAACAUCAAGAUCUCAGGUGACCUCCUGUCUCUGGUGAAGCCUCCCAGCAGGGGUGUUGCCGGGGAAACCCGUCAGAACCAGAACUCCGUAUCCAGUUGGCUGAAAUGUCCCUAGAG
Molecule: messenger RNA, 2701 nt
Organism: Hypomesus transpacificus
Lineage: Eukaryota; Metazoa; Chordata; Actinopteri; Osmeriformes; Osmeridae
Gene: prg4a
Product: proteoglycan 4a
Exons: 9
Coding region: 128-2605 (825 amino acids)
Source: RefSeq, a predicted model, not a curated record